Phlebotomus argentipes is the source of this 536-nucleotide messenger RNA. RefSeq names its product large ribosomal subunit protein P1 (gene RpLP1). Bases 103 to 441 code for a protein of 112 amino acids. Lineage: Eukaryota; Metazoa; Arthropoda; Insecta; Diptera; Psychodidae. Gene Ontology annotation, molecular function: ribonucleoprotein complex binding; structural constituent of ribosome; protein kinase activator activity. The record is from RefSeq and is a predicted model, not a curated record. The transcript has 2 exons. Gene Ontology annotation, biological process: cytoplasmic translation; translational elongation. Gene Ontology annotation, cellular component: ribosome; cytosolic large ribosomal subunit.
GGUCUUUCCGGUUUCCACCGUUCACUGUGCUUGUUCUCGCUCCGUGAGCUAAGGCCGAUUUCAGGCAACUUGCACGCUUUGCAAUCACUAAACGCAGCAGAAAUGUCGACAAAGGCUGAACUGGCUUGUGUGUACUCCGCCCUCAUCCUCGUGGACGACGAUGUGGCCGUGACGGGUGAGAAGAUCAGCACCAUCCUGAAGGCUGCUGGCGUUGAUGUGGAGCCCUACUGGCCCGGACUCUUCGCCAAGGCGCUCGAGGGUGUCAACGUGAAGGACCUGAUCACCAACAUUGGAUCCGGAGUCGGUGCUGCGCCUGCUGCCGGAGCCGCUCCAGCUGCUGCUGCGGCUGCCGAGGCUCCUGCCGCCGCCAAGGAGGAGAAGAAGAAGGAGGAGGAACCAGAGGAGUCCGACGACGACAUGGGCUUCGGGCUGUUCGAGUAAACUCCGGAAAUUCCGUGACGAACUGAGCGGGCAGUACAGUUUUAAUGUACAAAGGCCGCGAGGGCGGAUGAAAUAAACCUUUUUCUGUGAGAAAA